Messenger RNA from Trichoplax adhaerens, 963 nucleotides. RefSeq lists its product as uncharacterized. The record is from RefSeq and is a predicted model, not a curated record. The transcript has a single exon. Bases 1 to 963 code for a protein of 320 amino acids. NCBI's taxonomy places the organism in Eukaryota, Metazoa, Placozoa, Uniplacotomia, Trichoplacea, Trichoplacidae.
AUGGAUGCGCCUUGGCUGGCUCCAGCUGCCGUGGUAGGCGUUAUUGCUUGCAUUGGUCUCGUUUGUUUAUUGGCAAGACCUUGUGCUGGAGGUGUAUGUCGUAGUCGAGCUCGAUUGGAUAAUAAGACUGCUAUCAUUACAGGAGCAAACACAGGUAUUGGCAAGGAAACCGCUGCAGAUUUUGCAAGAAGAGGUGGCAGAGUUAUUCUCGCAUGUCGGAGCAAAGCCAAAGGCGAAAUUGCUGCUGAAGAGAUCCGUCAUGCUACUGGCAAUGAUAAUGUUGUGUUUAAGUGUUUAAAUUUGGCAUCGUUUCAAUCCAUUCGAAGUUUUGCUGAAGAUAUUAACAAAAAUGAGAAAAGCCUUGAUAUUUUGGUUAACAAUGCUGGUUUAGUCGUUGAAAGGCAAUUAACGGAAGAUGGUUUAGAAAUGAUUAUGGGAGUGAAUCAUUUUGGUCAUUUUUUAUUAACAAAUUUGCUAUUGAAUAAAAUGAAAGAAAGCAAAAAUGCUCGUAUAGUGGUGGUAGCUUCCUACGGCUAUUCAUUCGUACGAUCGCUUGAUUUCGAUGAUAUUCAAAAUGAGAAAAAUUUUUCAGCCUUUAACGUCUACUGUCAAAGCAAAUUAGCUAAUGUAUAUUUUACGCGAGAGCUCGCAAAACGAUUGGAAAGUGACGGUAUUCUUGUCAAUUGCCUGCAUCCAGGAGGCGUCAUGACUGACAUCUGGCGUGAUAUGAAUAAAUGCCUCAAAGCUUUUGCAUAUCCGUUUGCUUUGAUGCUUUUCAAGACACCAAAAGAAGGCGCUCAAACUACGAUACAUCUUGCAGUUUCUGAAGACAUAGACGGUCUUAGUGGUCACUAUUUUGAAGAUUGUCGACCUGUAAAGAUGAAACCUCACGCUCUUGAUGAUGAAGCUGCUAAACGAUUAUGGGAUGUUAGUGAAGAGUUAACUGGCCUAUCCGUACAUUAA